AUGAGUGGGGAAGAGGCCCUGGUUGUAGUGUUCAAGGUCAAAGAUGAGCCGAUGAUGAUGGUGACGGGUAAUCGAAGAUACGAGCGAAUCAUGGCGGUAACAAGCCUUAGUAUGUGCUUGAAGUUCAGACAAUAUUUCAGCAUGUAUUUCGACCAUAUUGGAACGGAGAGGUUUGCCAUCAGUCUCGAAGGAAAUAGCAAGACCUUUCGAUUCAGCCUAGACGCGCCGGAAUCAUCUCCCAAUUCAAUCAUGACAAGAUUGCGGAUUCCUCUCCUGUUUCAGUACAUGCCGAUUUCAGAGCUAGACGCAAAUCAGUUCAUCGAGUUUCUUGAAGACUUUGAAAAAGGUCACUUGCUCUUCACGCGAUAUCGCAAGCUCACUGUGUCGAUCAGGGUCUGUUGCCAGCUACGCGUUGCUGGACCACUUGGUGCCUCCUCCACACAGUCAGGACGGCGUCGUUCAGGUGGAGAUCUUGGCCCUGUCCUCCCAGGGCCCGAAGGUGCUCAUGUCGGAGAGGUGGAGGAUGAGGCUGAGAGCCGACGACAGUGGGUCACCGUGGAAGCUGCGAAGCUGCUGGUGUCCAUGAAAGCUGCGGGGGAAGAUGGCGGGGGCAUGUGGAUCGUCUCCUCCGACCACAGGAAAAGCUCGACGGCAGCGGCAGAGGCAGAGGCAGAGCAGGAGCGAUCUGCUCGGCACUCAGAUGACCGUGGGGCGAUGGAGAGCUUGAGUCCCCUCCGCCGAAGCUCUCACUGGCACAGCAGCCCUGACCUCACCAAACUGGCCUUGUUGAGGUCCACCUCCUCUAAGUCGCUGGACGGGAACAGGGGGGGGGAUCGUUCCGAGCCCGGAGUUGGAACCGCCCAGCUUGCAAGCAGAAACCUGGAGGCGCAAGAGGCUGAGGAAGGAGGGAGAGAGCUUGCGAUUGACUCCAUGGUAGCAAGAGCUUGCGUGCUGGGCAAGCCGAUUGAUCUCGAGGACCUCGGACCCAACGGGCGAUCCUUUGAGCAGCUGCAUCUUCUCUUCGGCUUGAGCCAGUGCGCAAGGAAUUCUCUCCUAUGA
Messenger RNA from Guillardia theta CCMP2712, 1059 nucleotides. RefSeq lists its product as hypothetical. The coding region runs from base 1 to 1059 and encodes 352 amino acids. The transcript has 7 exons. NCBI's taxonomy places the organism in Eukaryota, Cryptophyceae, Pyrenomonadales, Geminigeraceae. The record is from RefSeq and is a predicted model, not a curated record.